Molecule: messenger RNA, 1563 nt
Organism: Penicillium arizonense
Lineage: Eukaryota; Fungi; Ascomycota; Eurotiomycetes; Eurotiales; Aspergillaceae
Gene: psrA
Product: putative general stress response phosphoprotein phosphatase Psr1/2
Exons: 5
Coding region: 1-1563 (520 amino acids)
Cellular component (GO): plasma membrane
Molecular function (GO): phosphoprotein phosphatase activity
Source: RefSeq, a predicted model, not a curated record
AUGGCCACUGACAAUCCCGGCCCAGCCAACCCUGAGUUCUCGGAGCAGGCUCGGACCACCGAUGCGACCGAGACGCAGGACGCAACUGCCGUCGCACCCUCUGACGCAGCCCCGUCCGCUGCAACUUCCAGUGCUCCGGCUGUCGAGGCCGCAGAGACACCCAAGAGACGUCUUUUGUCGAUCCCGAUCCCCUCGCGACGAUCCUCGAAAACCAAUAAACAAAUUCCCCCGGAGAAGACCGAAGAAGCGCAGGAUGAGCCUACUCGCAGAAGCUCAAAAGUGAGCAUUCUGCGGGCGAAGAGAGAUCCAAGCCGGGCAAGCAGUCGUCGGUCACGCCGGACUCAGGACGUGGCGAACGGAGAGGAAAGCAAAGGGGCCGCUGCGCCCGAAAGCACUCCAAAGCUCCAGCCCAAGAAGAGCCCAUCCAAGCUUCUGGCGUUCCUGGGCUGCUGCUCUUCGGCGGAUGUUGAUACCGACGACACGACUGUGCCUCCAAAGAAAACGAACAGGCAGCAACCGGCCUCGAACCGGCUUCCCACCCCAGACAAGGCGGACGCUCACACCGGUGACUCCAGCACUGCAGAAUCAAGGGAGCCAUAUUUCGACGAGAAGGCGCACUCGACAGUCAGCGCGGACCAGCCGGGCGAAGAAGAGCGCAACGUCCAUGCGAACGCGACUGGCGCGCAGAGCGAGGGUCCUUCUGCGGCUGUCCAAUCUGAGGCUUCUGGCCAGAACAGCGAACCUGAAGUGUCUGCACCUGUUGAGUCUGCAGGUGCAAAUGGAUCAGUAGAUGAAAGUAAGCCGGAAGAGUCCACUCAGGAUCUGGAGACGCAAACAAAAUCCAUUGAGGAGCCUGCUCCUUCAACCGCCCCCACGAAAUCUCUCGUCGACGAUGAUCAACCAGAGCCCGUCAACCAAGCGGACAUAGUGACACAAGCCCCGAUGGUGCUGCCUCCUCCCCCGCCAGUUCCUGCUCCUCCUGCUCGGGCUGUCUCAGAAGAUGGGAUACGUCCGUUGCUCCCUGCGCCUCUACCUCACCUCAGCGGCCGAAAGUGUCUUGUUCUGGAUCUAGAUGAAACGCUUGUUCAUAGUAGCUUCAAGGUUCUCGAGCGUGCCGACUUCACUAUUCCUGUGGAAAUUGAAGGACAAUACCACAACAUCUAUGUCAUCAAGCGGCCAGGCGUGGAUCAAUUUAUGAAGCGUGUUGGCGAGCUGUACGAAGUAGUGGUCUUCACGGCCUCAGUUUCAAAGUAUGGUGAUCCUUUGCUGGACCAACUGGAUAUUCACAACGUGGUUCACCACCGCCUAUUCCGAGAGAGUUGCUACAACCACCAAGGAAAUUAUGUCAAGGAUCUUUCACAAGUCGGUCGUGACUUGAAGGAGACGAUCAUCAUUGACAACUCCCCCACCUCCUACAUCUUCCAUCCUGAGCACGCGAUUCCCAUCAGUAGCUGGUUCUCUGACGCUCACGACAACGAGUUGCUUGACCUUAUCCCGGUCCUCGAGGACCUUGCCGGGACGCAAGUCCAAGAUGUCAGCAUGGUCCUGGACUGUACCUUGUAA